AUACCAAGCGUCUCCGAUCCAAAAUUUCGUUAAUUAUGGAUGUUUCUCUGCGAUACACCAGUGUUGACUUUAGCCAAUCUCGUUCAAUGCAACUGCUAAACAGAGCCAGUAUCUUCAUCAUCUCCAGGUUAUCGUAGAAAUCUCGCAAGGAAAUGAAAACAUAGACUAAUGAUUUAUGUCUUUACAGCUGAGUUUAAAUUGGAAUUAUCUAGAUCUUUGGAAUAAAAAUCGCUAUUUUUUUUUUUCAAAUUUAAAAGAAAGACGACAUUUUAUUUGUUAUUCUCCGCUUGGUAAAAUCUAAGAGCUGAUCCUUUAAGGAAAGAAAGGCGGUUCGGCUUUUGAAGGAUUUAAUUAUACGAAUUACUUGCCCAAGGUUGUCUAAUUUACCAAUCUCGGUCGUGUGGUAUUAUCAUAAAAAAAAAAUUGCCAUCUCUUAUGAAUUUAAUCUGUCUCUCUUGACUCCUGUUCGCUUGCCGUCUUAAAACACGAAAGACCUAAGUUAAAUAAAUAAUUGUUUCCUUGGCAUUUUUUUUUCUACAUUUCACUAAGUGAUUCCUUGCCUAUGAUGGUACGAGUGAGAAGAAGACGUUUCUCGAUUCUUAAUUGAUCCGUAUGUAGUUUAUUGGCUUCCAAGGGCGGUGAUUGGCUAGUAGUACGUUUCCUGUGGCUUCAGACAUUCAUAAGAAAGAUGCUCCACCUGUCUCGUGCUAAAUGCAUUUGAAAGUGAACUGCUUAUUGCACUCAGAGCAGAGUUGGCGAAAAACGCAAGAUAUGGGAUUUGGCUGCGCUAAUUUGCAAUCCUGUCGAUGCGCACUUGUGUCGAUGUUCGCCGUCGCCGUGAACAAAUCUUUUCAUACUCUUUUGGCGACGUUCUAGAAGCCUCGAUCAAGACAUGGGCGAUGUGGCAUUGAACAGCACUGUUAACAGUACUAACUCCACUUCUUUUUUAAAGGGCUGCUUCGCUAUCAAAUGUCAUUUUACUAUGAGUGAACGCUCUGCGAUAAUUAUUUCGUUUGGGAUAACUUUCCUGGCAUCUUUUUUUGGGAAUUCCAUGGUAUGUCUUUUAAUAACAAGAACACGACGUCUGCGGAACUGUACGAACUUCUCCAUCUUCAAUCUUUGCAUCGCGGAUCUUAUGAUCACACUUGUAUGCAUACCAAUGCUCACCAUCGACUUCUACAUCGCGGAGGAAUGGCUCUUCGGGCCUUUUAUGUGCAAGACCGUAACAUUCCUUCAGAACACCGUGAUCAAUGCUUCCAUCCUCAUUCUGAUGACAAUCAGCGUGGAGAAAUUCGUGGUUGUUUGCUUUCCGUUUCAGUCACGUUACUAUCGAGGCUGGUUCCCCUACAUCAUCGCCUUCAUGUGGCUCGUCGCGAUCUCUGAUGCCUCGUACACGACUAUAUUCAAGAAGAUCCUAGUUGUGGCAGGACACAAGAAGUGCAUCCUGAGCUACCCCGGAAAGCUCGGCGACAGACAAAGGUACCUCAUAGGGCAUGCAGUCGGGUUCUUCUUUCUCCCCUUGACCAUAAUGGCUGUUCUGCACUGCAUCACGAUCUUCGUCAUACAGCAGAAGCUGUCUCAGAGGUCUCAGACGCCCACUCAAGGGGUGCAAGUUCUUCGAGUGAACGUGCGUAAGCUCCAGCGCAAGCGCAAGGCUGUGGCAAUCCUAGUCUUGAUCAUCCUCAUGUUCGUCAUUUCCUGGGGACCUUAUCUUUCUCUAGCUAUUUGGGACGCGUUUUUCCCGCCUGAACCGCAAGGAAUUGUGGAGUAUUACACCGUGCUCAAUAAGAUCUUCGUGUUAUGCCUGUGGUUGGUGUUUUUCAAUUCUGCGUGUCAUCCCGUUAUUUACUGCUUUCUGGGGAGGGAGUACCGUAUUGCUGUGAAAAACUCGUUCGCCCGUUGGUCAAAUUCGCAGUCAACGAGGAAUAAGCAGCAACCAGCGAUUCCUCUUCGCCCUUAUAACUAUAUGAGGACAUGAAAAUGUAUAAAACCACGGUUUACAUAAGUCAACAUUAUUAGAGUCGUUUUAAGGAAGAUAUGAGGCGCGAAGAGUACUUGUUUAUACGACAAGUAACCAUGCUCUUAACAUAUGAUUGGCAAACGUACAAAAAUUGCAACAUUGUCUUUAUUUUUAGAAAGUUGAGGCUCAAUGAUUUUUGCCAACUGCUCCAAGCAGCCAUGAUUUGAAAAACAAUCCAAGAACAUAAGAUAUCAGCAAUUGCGAUGCUCACCAAGGCCAAGCAUGUCGAGCGUCAGAGCAACCGCAAAGUUACAAGAGCAAGCAUUUCGAGCGGGCCUGUUACCAUUCUGUUAAGAUGGUACUCCACCAACAGCCUAGAACCAACAGGCUACUUUAUUUUUUUAUAUAUGUAAUUCAACAGAGACGCGUUUUACGAGCCUUACGACUUGAUAAGGUUGAACAAUCGCUAGCUUUACACUUACUAUGGCUGGCUGUCAAUACGCCUUAAGGCACGCCAGACGGAUGGCAAUUUCAGCUCACUUGAAAACAACAGCAAGAUGCUUCAAUUGUCACGUGGAUCUGCACAAAGGCAGAGUAAGUAAACGAAGAUUAGGCAUUCGGGUAAGACUAAGACGGAAAGACUUUACAGAGUUAAAUUAUGGGUAUUUAUCAGAACCAGCAUCGCAAAGAAAUGCGCAACGCAGAAAGAUAAGUGCUUACCUAGACAUUCUGUCUUCGCGAGAGGAAAAAGUCGCAUUUCAGUUCAUCGUUAGACGACACAAAAGCACACAGUAUUCAGAUAAAGCUGCGUUAGUGAUAAUAGCAACUCAUUGUUUCGGAAGACCGCAUUAACAGGAUGAAAACCUGCUCGUAUUAAAAGAAAAGAGAUGCGAGGAUGAUUGAGCCUUUGGGUGCCAUUGUUAAAAAGUGAAGCCCGAUGCGAAACUCCGUAAAAAAAAAAAGACGGGGGCUAGGGACAACUGGAGGAAAGUGCCCGAGAAACAAACGACCAUAGCGAAGAGGUACUCGUUGACGAGUUAUUUGAUUAAACAGAAAUUAAAGCAUCAGGUUGGAGAAACGGCGCAAGAACUAACCAUAAGGCAUGGUAAAUGUGGCGAAAAGAACCGUCGAGACUUGGCCCCGGGGAUAGUAAAAAAAAUGAGAAUCAUUAUCGAGAUAAUGCAUUAAGAUUUCAAGUAAAGGUGAAUCAUUUGCAAGGCUAUUAAUAGCAGUGCCAAACUAUAUGGUAAUAAAUAUAGCCGUACCAUAUUGUUAUAUGCCUUUUAGCAUCGACAACUUAGUUCGAGCCAGUGUGAUAUAUGGGCUGUUUCUAUACGAAUUCCGUUUGUCCGCCAAGCGCGGGGAUCAGAGUGUUUGGUGGGGGAUUGAAAGCUUAUUAAAGACAGGGAGGAGAGUGAAGGGGGUUAUAUAUCGAGCGCGAAAAGAUCUACAAAAAAAUUACUGAUUUUUAUUUGGCUACUGGCGGUGACUGACUUCAAGAAUAUAAUUAUUUUCUAGGACUUCGUGUAAUUUGACGAUGUUUUGGCUGAUUUCAUCAGCAAUCAUCAGACCUGAGGUUCGCUGUCUAAAAAAGUCCUAAAUAAACGAGUAAGCGCAGCAGUGUACUGGCUAUCAAACACGCGCGUGUGGUAAACACUUUGAAAAGAAUUGCUUACGAGUGCCUUAAGGCGGUGCCUUCAAGAUUAAGUGCUGUCGUAAGCCUACCUACGCUUCGCUACUUUUUAACAACCCCUGUUCUCGGCCAUCAUUAUGGGGGUGUGUUUUGAUAUACCAAAGGCAAAAGACGUUUAUUCAUAUUCAACUUGCAUGAUUUUAAAAGUGAUUAUAAUUCCUUUUACAAAAGACACUUACAUGGUACUUCAGACUUACUUUAAAAAAAUCACACAAUUUGCUUUAUAUACUUGAAAUGUUGACGCUCUGGCCAGAAGAAAUUCGAGUUUCUGUCUGUAUCCAAUUCCCUUUAGAAUUGUCGAGUCGGCAACAAAGAGCCAGAAACUUGAGAAAGUACAAAGUGUAUAAUAAUCCGCACGACUUGGAGAAUUCGUUUCCUCUUUCGGUUUAUUAAUAAUCAUAAAUAUAUUGGGUUUCCUCGUUUGCACGGGGAGCCAAGAAUAACACAGCAAAUUAUUUUGAACUGUCGAGAGAAAAUGAUAUUGUGUUUGAAAAUAAUUGUAGAUAGCAGACAGAAAGCUUUUGUUAGUAUUUUGCGAAUUGUAGCCGGAUAGGCUGAUGCUUUCUUAGCUGCUCUUGUAAAUAGUGAAUACAGUAUACACUUGGUUAUGUUGGAUAAAGACGGGGGUUUUCCUUAAAAGCUAACCAACAUUGAUUAUAAUCCUAUGAAUUGUAGAUAUGGUUUUGGGCAGAUGUACAUUAGCCUUUAAGCCAUUGACUUUAAACAAUAAAAGCAAUAUUCAGUCCC
Nematostella vectensis (starlet sea anemone) is the source of this 4400-nucleotide messenger RNA. RefSeq names its product substance-K receptor. The record is from RefSeq and is a predicted model, not a curated record. The transcript has a single exon. The coding region runs from base 893 to 1978 and encodes 361 amino acids. Gene Ontology annotation, biological process: G protein-coupled receptor signaling pathway. NCBI's taxonomy places the organism in Eukaryota, Metazoa, Cnidaria, Anthozoa, Actiniaria, Edwardsiidae. Gene Ontology annotation, cellular component: membrane. Gene Ontology annotation, molecular function: peptide binding; neuropeptide Y receptor activity.